Molecule: messenger RNA, 873 nt
Organism: Penicillium odoratum
Lineage: Eukaryota; Fungi; Ascomycota; Eurotiomycetes; Eurotiales; Aspergillaceae
Exons: 1
Coding region: 1-873 (290 amino acids)
Source: RefSeq, a predicted model, not a curated record
AUGCGCAUAGAAUACUGUCUUCUGCUAGAGACGCUCGUCUCACGGGUAGUCAGCGGACAUCUGAUCAUGAUGUCGCCUGAGCCGUACAGUUACAGCAGUAAAAUCCUCAACAACUCGCCUCUUGCUUCAAACGGCAGUGAUUUUCCCUGCAAAUUACGAGAUGAUGCAUUUGUGGCCCCUGCGAAAGAGACUGUUUACGAGGUCGGUGUUUCAAACAUAAUGAGGUUCAUGGGAAGUGCAACUCAUGGGGGCGGAUCAUGCCAGUUGAGCCUCACUGAAGACCUCGCGCCAUCCAAAGAAAGCAUAUGGAAGGUCAUCAAGUCUUAUGAAGGCGGCUGUCCUGCAAAUGUAGAAGGACUUCUAAGCGGAGACGCCAGUUCCGACAAUGACAUUCGACUCGAUUUCGCGAUUCCUGAAAACAUUGUCUCCGGAAAAUAUACCUUGGCCUGGACAUGGUUCAAUCGUAUUGGAGAUCGUGAGAUGUACAUGAACUGUGCACCAAUCACCGUCGACAACCCUUCAUUGACUUCAUACAACCAGAGCAUACAGAACCAAGCGCAGGAUUUUCCACCUAUGUUCAUCGCAAACAUAAAUGGCUGUAUGACUCCUGAAAAUUUGGAUAUCCGAUUCCCUCAGCCCGGGAGGAUUGUUGAACGCAAUGGUCUGGCGCGUAAUAUUCUUCCCGACGGUCAAUCAGUAUGCACCGGAAGUCCUGAAUUUGGUGAUUCGGCAGCUAUGAACCCGAUCGUUCCUGAUCUUCAAAAUGGCAAUCUUGGGAAGGCUUUUACAUACUUCCCGCUCACUUCUUCCGUUAAAAUUCAGCCGUCACCUUGCUCCUGUCGUGCUUCCCACCGCAAUGCAAGCCAUCAAUGA